GGCGGCAACAGGUCACAAGGAGAGGAAGAGGAGGAGAACGCGCGUGUGUUUACAUCACUCUGACAGAAAAAAGAAAACCAAAUUCAAUCCACAAUUCCACUUAAACUACCGAGUGUUAGAGUGUCUGGAGUGGAGCAGAGGUGGAAUGGUGGACUGAGAAAAGAUAGAGACCAGAGGAAGGCCGGUAAGAGAAGGAGAUAAGGGAGAAAGGAGAAGUAGAUGAAGAGAGUGUGACAGACGCGGAGAGAGAAAGAGAGAGAGAGAGGAUGGUGAGGAAUAAGCAGGCCCCACAACAGCUCAAUGACGCCCAGCAGAGGAGAAAUAACUGGAACUUGCUGGAUGGCGCCCCUGGACCUGCUGACGAUGGAGGAGCAGCAGCAAGAGGAGGAGGAGGAGGAGAGGAGAGACAGCCUGACAUGGACGGAAGAGGAAGAGGAGGAAGGCCAAGGCAACCCAGACAGGAAGAGGAGGAAGAUAACUUGCUGGGUUUAAUAGCAAAUGAAUACGAUGAUGAUGACGAUGAUGUGGAGUUCAUACCAAGGCGUGUCCAUUUUGCGGAUGACGUGUAUGUGGAUGAUGAGGUGGAGGAGGUGGCGCGGGUGGUGGUGCCUAGGCGGAGGCAGCGGCAGCAGCAGCAGCAGGAGUUGGAAUACGGCGAGUUUAAUGAAGUGUUAGAUAAUGCCCAGUUUUACGUCCGUGUGGCGAUGGGUAGUGACGGCGGAGGGAGAGAGAAGGAGAAAAAUAUUGUGUGUUACCUUGGUAAUAUGUCGGUGGCCCUACAGCAGCCCGUGACGCAGGAGGAGCUGCAGGAGAUGCCAUGCAAUGAGUUCUGGCUGUACGUGAGCGGCGAGGCGGACAAGAGCGCGCUGUACUUCGAGUGGUCAACGAUGGAAGGGUCACCAAAGAAAGCCAAGCAGAGGAAACGAUCCGCAGACAGUUUCCGCUUCUACAUGGUGGCUGGCACUCUCCCUGUGGACAUCUGGCAGGGCUUAGGGACACAGUGCCACUUUGAUAUUCGCCUUGGCACCCUUGAGACCAACACCCUGACCCUGGAGGUGUAUCUGAGGAAGGGUGCCCUGUUUGACCUGGCCCAGCGCGGGGACAAGGCCUGCCGGAGUGAGGGAAUGGGGGCUGUCAUCGCUCGCUUCUUUGGUGUUGAGAUGGUGACCUACAGCGGCGAGGAGGUGUUGAAACAUGACCUGGAGGAGCUGUACGGUGCUAUCAAGGCCUUCCACUUCGGUCAGCAGUACAGCACCGUGGAUCCCCAGCACCCGAGCCUCUUUCCGCAGCUUCGCCCGUACCAGAGAAGUGCCGUGCAGUGGAUGCUACACCAGGAAAACUACGGAGAGGAGGAUGCCCACCAGAGACCCACAGACGCCCUGCACUGCCUCUACACGGAGAUCCAGAGCCAGGACGGUGUGGUGCUGUAUUUCAACAAGUUCGCUGGGUUCUUGGUGAAGGAAAAGCCCCUUGCUGUGCUGCCAACACCGGGGGGCAUACUGGCGGACGAGAUGGGGCUGGGAAAGACUGUGGAGGUGCUGUCUUGUAUGCUGUGUCACCCACGGCUUAAUGUGCCAAAGCCUGAGUACUUAGAACCAGUGACAGUUGAGGCACAGAAGACAAGGAGGAGGAGCAAAGCAACAAAAAGAUUAACUGGUGAGGAUAUAUUUACGUUAGAUGCUGUGGAGAAGGAGGAGGAGAAGGAGGAGAAGGAGGAGGAGAGAGGUAACAGUGACAAAGAUAAGAGUGAGAGGAGGAGGUCCAGAGUGUGCAGCAAGAGGCCAGCCAGCAGAGUAAAGGUCCACAUCCCAAAGAAGGCAGAGAGCGAGGCGGAGGUUACAAGAAGUGGACGUCCUCGGAGAAACGCGGCGAAACGCAUCAACGGCUACGCCUCAAUGGACGACGAGAGAGACGACGCCAGUGAUGGAGAACCGGAGAUACAUGAAGAAGAUGAAGAGUAUGUGGAGGAGGAGGAGGAAGAUGAGGAGGAGUACAAGGUGGAGGAGAAGAAACAGCGCAUUGUUCCACAGUCACAAACGCCGAGUCAGGUAGUGGAGGAGGAGAUUAAGAAGAGCAGCGAGUGGAUGGCUAUAGAGUCCGUCAUCCUGCAGGACUGUUGGGCGGGGAAGAUCGGGCAGUACAAGAAGGAAGGCUCUUACAAGGAAUUCCGCAAGUUCCUAAGGAUGCGGAAGAAGGAUCCUUGCUAUAUGAUGACCUUGAAGGAGCGAAUACAACUCCAGCACAAGAACGACCUCGCCCGUUACAGCGCCACAGAGAUCGUCAAACGCGGAACGAUACAGAACUUUUUUAAGACGAAAGUUGAGCCAAAGACGUAUUUUGAGUGCAUAUGUGGAGCAGCGGAUGUGGAUACAGGGCGGUUCAGGGUGCAGUGUGGAGUGUGUGGUCUGUGGCAGCAUGCGGAGUGUGUGCAGUACGAUGUGGGUGAUCCAUACCGAGGCGCUUACGUGUGUCCUCACUGCUGGACCACUCAGCCGCCUGUCACAUCCGGUGCCACUCUCAUUGUCACUCCACACUCCAUCAGCUACCAGUGGGUGAAUGAGAUAAUGAAGCACGUGAAGCACAAGUCGGUGCGGAUGUUGGUGUACCGCGGUGUGGCGACUCACGGGUACACACAGCCACACUGCCUCGCCAAGUUCGAUAUUGUCAUCACCACUUACGAGACGCUGAGCCGAGAACUGAACUACGUCGACCUCCCCCACAGCAACAGUCAGGCUGGCCGCAGGUUCCGACACCCUAAGCGGUUCAUGGCCACGCCGUCGCCGCUUCCGUGCGUGGAGUGGUGGCGGUGUCUGGACGAGGCACAGAUGGUUGAAUGCACCACCACCAAGACGGCAGAGAUGGCGCUCCGUCUGGCCGCUGUCAACAGGUGGUGCGUCACGGGGACACCGGUGCAGAAGAGUGUUAAUGAGCUGCAGGGUUUGCUGAUGUUCCUGGGGGUGGACCCUUACUGUGUGCCCCAGUGGUGGUCGCGGUGCCUUUACCAGCCCUACUGCCGGGGGGUGAAGGCGCCUCUCCACUCUGUCCUGGCGCGUCAUCUGUGGAGGAACUCAAAGAAGGACGUCAUUCACCAGAUCAACAUUCCACAACAGACUGAGGAGGUGCACUGGCUAUCCUUCACAAGGGUGGAGGAGCACUUCUACCAAGGACUCCUGGCGCUGUGUUCCUUCGACGCUCACCACAGACUCAAUAAAUAUCCGGAUGGCAACACUAAGCUGAGUUCACUGGACCGGGCCACUCUGACCUACCUCCUACAGCCACUCCUGAAGCUGCGCCAGGCAUGCAACCACCCUCAGGUGGUGAGGGGCCAGUUCCUCCCGAUGGCGCGGAAGACAAUGACGAUGGAGAUGCUGCUGGACAACCUCAUGAAGAAAACGAAGGUGGAGGCAGAGGAGGCACACAGACUCCUCGUCGCGUCCAUCAACGGGUCGGCAGCGCUCCACAUCAUCCGCCAGGAGUGGGUGGAGGCAGUGGAGGCGUACCGUGAAGCCCUGCGGUCCAUUGAGGAACACCCGGAUAUCAAGACGGAUUCCCUCCAGCGCCUCCACACGCUCCACAACUUGGCGGAGGUUCUCGAGGCCAACCAUCCUGGAGUACACCCCACGCUAAGGGAUGGCAAGCUCAAGGAGGAGGCCGAGGCAAUUCGUUCAAAGUAUCUAAGCCAGCACCCCCAGCUGGUGACAUCGAGCCGGGAGGAGUGCCUUGCCAACACAGCGGCGGUGCGGGACAUCCAGGACAGCUUUGUGUCUGAUGGCAACUGGUGGCUGGCAGCGCUGCAGUGCUUCGACAAAGAGUUUGUGAUGGAGGUGCGGGACGAGAUGCUGUCCUCCUACUCCCGCUUUGAGGAGAACAAGUGUCUGCUGCACCCGGUCACCACACACACCCACCUGCAGCUGGUGCUCAACGCCGAGAUGAAGAAGCUGAGCAGCCAGCGCAGCGACAUGAUCAAGGGCGUGGAGCACCUGCACACUCUGGACCGUGCCGCCCUGCUGGCCGGCGCCACUGAGUGCCACCUGCGCCCCACAGAGAAAGACUCGCCCCAGUGCUUGCUCUGUGCCUCACACGAGUUGUUUGAGGAGUACGAGGAGACGCUGUUCUCCAUGCGGGAGACCAAACACAGCCGAACCACGGAGGUGUCCCGGGAGACGCAGGACGUCAAGGACCAGGCCAUGGUGCGCCUGGCAACCCGCCGCGGCCACUGGGGCCAGGGGGAAGUGGAGCGCGUCCUGCGGUACCUGCAGACCAAGUGCCUGUCCCGUGUGGAGGAGGAGGUGUACCAGGACUCACAGAAACACUUCCGCAUGCUGGAGGCCAUGAAGAAGGAGUUCAAGAAUUACCGCAUCUGGUGGCGCGGCGUCUUUGACUCCGUGUCUGCGCUGGAUGAAGUGAACAUGGCCACCAUCAGGCUGCGGCUGCGGCUGCCUGACGAGGAGCUCCCACAGCACCAGAAGCAGAAGGGUCGGCGGCGGGAGGGCGACGACCUGCAGCAGCGACAGGAGGCAGUGCGUUACAUCCUGGAGCCUGCGGAGAUUGCCCAGCAGGAACUGAGGCUGAACUCUGAACGUGUGGUGGCCACCAACGACCUCAAGACAAAACUGGGCCAGUUGCUGUACCUCCAGAAUGUGGCCAAGACAGACUUUGGCAAGCAGGGUGGCCACAACCCUGAACCCUGCCCCAUCUGCCAGGGGGAGCUGGGGGAGAAGUGGGCAGUGCUGGGGUGCUGCCACAGUUACUGCAUGUACUGCAUCCGGGCACUCAUCAACCAGGCAGCCAGCGGUGCCAACAGGGGUGCACUGAAGUGCCCAGUGUGCCGCCAGCCCACACCCACCAGGGAGAUCAGCUAUGUGGAUGUGCAGGCCAGCGUGGAGGAGGAGGAAGUCAAGGUACAAGGCAGUCUGUCCACCAAGAUGCAGGGAGUGGUGCGGCUGAUGCUGAGGCUGAGGCAGAGUGACCCCAAUGCUAAAGUGCUUAUCUUCUCCUCCUGGGUCGACGUGCUGGAUGUCAUCGCGGACGCCUUCGCUCAAAAUGGCAUCACCUAUCGCGCCCUUCAUCACCGCACAAAGUUCCAUCGUCACCUGAACAGCUUCAAGACAAACAGCCAGAUAUCCGCACUGCUCCUGCCGAUCUCCUCUGGCGCUAACGGCCUAAACAUCGUGGAAGCAAGGCACGUCAUACUUGUGGAGCCUAUACUGAACCCUGCCGCGGAAUUACAGGCCAUAGGGAGAGUCCACCGCAUAGGGCAGACCAAGGAGACCACAGUGCAUCGAUUCCUGGUGCGUAAGACCAUAGAGGAACGCAUGCACCAUAUCCUCAGGCACCAUUGUAAUAUUUCAGACGCACAGCUUACAGACGAGAACACAGUCACCAUUGAAGAUCUUAGGAAUCUCUUUCGUCAUCCAGAGGAGCUUGAGUUGGAGAAGGAGCUGGAGAGAAGAGAGGCUAAAGCUGCUGCUGCUGGUGGUGGUGGUGCUAGUGGUGGUGGUGAUGUAGGUGCAAACAGUAGUGGUGAUAAUGGUGAUGAGGGUGACAUUAUAGAUGAAAUGUUUGGUGUCAGAGAACUAGAAGAUGGUGAUGAUGAUGGUGGUGAUGACAGGGACACUAGUACAAGUCAGGAGGGUGAUGAUGGUGAUGGUGGUGGUGGUGGUGAUGGUGGUGAAGUGAGUUAAGGUGAAGAAAAUAGAGGAAAGAUGAUGUGAUGUUGGUUAGUUGAUUAAGAGAGAGAGAGGGAGAAAUAAUGAAAGCUUCGGAUAGUGAUGAGGUAGAACAGUUAAAAGUGAUGAGAGAAUAGAUAAUGAUGGUAAAAUAGAUGAUGGAUAGACAAAUUGAUGUAGUGGAGGUAAAGAAACGAGAUUACGGAAGUGAAGUUAGAGAAAAAUGGAGAGAGGGAAAGUGAUAUGAAGGGAUAGAAAGAUAAUGAUGCUAAAAUUGAUGAUAAAAGAGUAGAUGGGUUGAUUUGGUGAAGAUAAAAAAAAAAAUGGAUUGAUGUAGUGAAGUUAUGGAAACAAAAUUAUGAAAGAUAAGGUAGUGGAAAAUUGAGUUAGUGAGAAUAGAUAGUGAUGGUAAAAUAAAUGAAGGAUGGAUGCGGUGAUGUAGUGAAGGUAAGGCAACAAGAAUAUCAAGAGUUGAGUUAGUGGAAAGUUGAUGUAAAGAGCUGAAGAAGGAAUUUUUAAAGAGAAUAUUGAUGAUAGAGAAAUAGAAGGGGUGACAAAGUAAAGAUUGGUAAAGGAAGACUAUUUUAGCUGUAGAUUAUAAAGUAGAGAAGAAUAUAAUUAAUGUGUGGAAAGUUGAAGUAAAAAGAGCUGAAGAAGGAAAUUUUAAAGAGAAUAUUGAUGAUAGAGAAAUAGAGGUGACAAAAUAAAGGAUCAAGAUUAUUAGAGGCUGAAAUAUUUAUGAGAGUUGAGUUUAUGUGAGGAAACUUGAAGUAGAGAUCUGAGGAAGGAAAUUUUAAAGGGAAUAUUGAUGAUAGAGAAAUAGAGGAGGUGAUAGAGUAAAGAUUAGUAAAGGAAGACUGAUGAAAUAUUUUAGCUGUAGGAGAUUAUGAAGCAGAGAAGAAGAUUGUGAGAAAGUUAAGUCCACGUGAAAAAAAAUGUACAAACGGAGAAAUGAUUUUGUGUUCUGUGGUAAUGAAACAAUUAAUGUGAAGGACAAGAACUCGGACAUUUACAUUUGUGUGGAAAAACUACAAAAAAGUGAACAUUUUAACAUGUUUGCAAAUUUCUCAACACAACAUUUUGAAAGAUGGUAAACUUAUGAAUUAAAGAAAGAGAAAGUGAACUGUAUAACUUGAACAAAACACAAGGAAUUUUAUCUCUAAUUUGACGGAAGUGUGUUACAAAAUGUUGUGUCUUAGUGAGUGGUGAUGUUGUGUCUUGGGUAUCAUGUUGUGUUUUAGAAGUGGCAUUCCAUUUAACGCAAGUCUCAUUUUGUGUUUUAAAAAGUGGCAUUUGUGAGGAAAAAAAAUAUUAGUUUGUGUUUAAAAUUAAGAAGCGACUUUGAAAUGUAUGAAAAGAAUAAUUAGUUUGUGUUUUUGAAAGUGGCAUUAAAUCGUGUCGGAAAAAAAAGAAAAGAUUUACGUAGUUUGUGUUUUAUAAAGUGGCAUUAGGUCCAGAAAAAUGUAUUUGUGUUUUGAAUUUAGAAGUGACAUUGCAUCUUACAAAAAAAAAAAAAAAAAAAAAAAAAAAAAAAAAGAAAAGAAAAAGAAAGAAUGUUUGUGAGUUUAAAAGUGGCGUUGUAUCUUGGGAAAAAAAAAGAAAAGAUUUACGUAGUUUGUUUUAUAAAGUGGCAUUAGGGCCGGGAAAAAAAAUUAUUUUGUUUUGAAUUGGUGUGGCAUUACAUAUUAUGAAGAAAAAAAAAAAAAAAAAAAAAAAAAAAAUUGAAAAGUGACAUUGCAUCUUUAAAAAAAUACUACUACUAUUAAUGUUUGUGUUCUAAGAAGUGACAUUAGAUACAGAAAAAAAGAUGAGUUUGUAUUAGAAAGUGGCAUUGUAACUUGUGGAAAGAAGUAAUGACUUUGUUUUUUUAUAAAGUCAUUAGAUCCAGAAAAAAAAAAAAAAGAAAGAAAAUAUAUGUAUACAUCUGAAAAACCAUUGGUCUUAAGACAAACAGAAGUGGCAUUUAUUGUUCACUCUGAGAAAGAAAAAGGAAAAAAGAAUUAGUUUGUUUUAUAUGGUAAAGUAAGAAAAAGUAAAAAUAUAUGUAUACACCAGAAAAACAAACAGAUCUUUAGACAAACACAAGUGGCAUUUAUUGUUCCAUUUAUUGUUCGCUCAGAGAGAAAAA
Molecule: messenger RNA, 7797 nt
Organism: Portunus trituberculatus (swimming crab)
Lineage: Eukaryota; Metazoa; Arthropoda; Malacostraca; Decapoda; Portunidae
Product: E3 ubiquitin-protein ligase SHPRH-like
Biological process (GO): protein polyubiquitination; DNA damage response
Cellular component (GO): nucleus
Molecular function (GO): ubiquitin protein ligase activity; ATP binding; metal ion binding
Source: RefSeq, a predicted model, not a curated record